Protopolystoma xenopodis is the source of this 312-nucleotide messenger RNA. The record is from the annotation of a GenBank genome assembly. Lineage: Eukaryota; Metazoa; Platyhelminthes; Monogenea; Polystomatidea; Polystomatidae.
AUGCUUUAUAUCUUUCUGUUACUUGAUAUUGACUUGAAUAUUCUUAUUGAAUACGGUGGUAUCAUAAAUAUCGCCAACAGCUGUGGCAACAGUCUUCAUAACACUGUCAAGUCGCACCCUCUUGCCUCGACUCAUAUGGUUUCAGCAUUAAUCCAGUUCUACAUUGAUGUCGAGUCUACUGGUGCCUCGAGUGAGUUCUACGAUAAGUUCACUAUUCGCUACAACAUCGCCUGUCUCUUCAUCUCACUUUGGCGUGACGGAUUCCUUAAGAGCCACUUUGUCCGAGAGGCAGAGUACGUUAGUCUUCUUUAA